AUGCUAACUGAAGAAUGGGUAUCCUUAGCCGAACUAAAUUUCUCCAGAUCGUUUUCUGGUGCGGUAGCAAUGAAUAUUAAUAUUUAUGUAUUUGGAGGAAAAAUUAGGAAUACGUCCAAUUCAAAUACAUUUGAAAUAUACCAUCCUCACAACAACAAAUGGAUAAUUUCAAAUGCUUAUAUUAUGAAAAAGGAUCUAUGUCACAUUUAUGUUAUUGUGAUAGAAAAUAAUUCUGAAUUGUUUAAAAAAGCGAUUGAAGAAGCGACCUAUACUAUUAUUCAUCAAAAAAAACCCAAUUAA
This is a messenger RNA of Macrosiphum euphorbiae (potato aphid), 300 nucleotides long. NCBI's taxonomy places the organism in Eukaryota, Metazoa, Arthropoda, Insecta, Hemiptera, Aphididae. The record is from the annotation of a GenBank genome assembly.